Dimorphilus gyrociliatus is the source of this 3153-nucleotide messenger RNA. The record is from the annotation of a GenBank genome assembly. NCBI's taxonomy places the organism in Eukaryota, Metazoa, Annelida, Polychaeta, Dinophilidae.
GAAUGUGUUCAAAUCGCCAAUGCGUAUCCUUUUUAUCGCUUAUUAAAACUUUUUUUUCUUUUAAAAUACUUUUGGAAAUUAGUCUUAUUUAAUCAUAUCGUAGAUUUAGUAAUGUACAUUCUGGCUUUUGGCCAAAGACGCAAUAUUUACCUUGACUCAUUUGACAACAGCAGACCGUUUGAUUAUCGGCCAUUUGUUAUUAAUUGGUGUUUGAACGUUCGCGUCUUGGACGGAAAGAGUGUGAGCGAGAAGGAAAGCUUACUAGCCGAAUGGUUAUAUAGUCAGGGUAAAGGUCGCUACUUCCGUUGUGGUCAACAAGAACAACUUGUUCACUAUCUGACCACUGCUUGUCCAAUAUCUCCGAGAGCUUCGAUCGAAGAUCAAGUUCGACUUUCUAGGGUAUUAUUACAGCAAAGACGACAUCAGAGAGAGUUGGAAGAGCCCGGAUCUGAUCUUACUAGACAAGAAGAGGUUGGAGAAGAAGAAGACGCACAAUCAAGUAAUCUAGUCUUAGAACCCCCCGAUCCGCAAGUAAGCUCCGUUCAAGCGCCACCUUGGGCAAGAGUCCCUGCCUGCCGCCCAGCCUUGAACGAAAAUACUCAUAGACUGUCAGACGAUAUGAAAUUGCAAGACGUUAGUGGAGACGAGGCGGUUUCAAGUAAUUCUACGAAAUUAUUGGAAGGGGAGUCACGGUACAUUCCACUGAGUACUGAUUUGGAAUGCUCACCUCUAAAACCAUUAAAUUUGGAGUCGCUAAUGCUAUCGUCUACUGGGUCUGACAACACGGCAAGACAUAUAGAUUUAGAGAAAUCAGUUGAAGAAGAAUCUUCAAACUUAAAAAAGAAAAUUUUUGCUAAAAUGGCUGGUGAUAUUCAAGUAAAUGUUGUUCAUGGUGUCACUACCAGGACAGGAACUAGCAGAUCAAGAUCUGAGAGUAGUUCUGCUUCAACUCCGUCCACAACACCGACAAAUAGUCCACAAAGACAUACUAGACGGAAAAGAAGAUCUAGAGAAACGGACGAACUUCGUAAAAAGGCAGCCACAAAGAUUCAAUCGGCGUUCAGAGGAUAUUUAACAAGGCACAAAAACCCAUUUGCUUUAGAAAUACGUCAAGAGAUUCGAGCUAGGCGAUCCGAAUCUCAUAUAAGAGCGUUAAACCAAAGUCACCAAGCAAACCAGGAGACAAAAAUACAAUUGCAGAAGUUAGCCAAGGAUGUGAACGAAUUAAAGCAUUGGAAAGCAAAAGUAGCCCAGAGUAUUGACGCUACAACUCUAGCCGAUACUUUAGACUCCGUAGCUGGUUCUGACUCUCAGGCCUCUAGUGUAUUGACUUGUCGAUUAGACGAAAUGGCAAAACAAAUGGAAAAUAUGAGGCAAGAAAUGGACAGGCUAAGGAGUAUUGUUAAAAAGCAAGAUCCAAAUGAAAAUGAAGAACCAACACAAGUAACGUCAGUUAGGACUAGUGUUUGUUUAUCUCUAGACAUAGCCAGUCUACCGCCUGAACCGUCCAACCCUACAAAUUUGAAGGUGCUAGCUGAGAGUGCUACUACAGCAACCAUCUCAUGGGAUGGAGUAUCAAUCAGUGGUGAUGAAUUUUUCGGUUACAGAAUCUAUAUUAAUGACAAAAUUCUCUUUGCUAAAGUACCAGAAGCCGAAAUAACCUGCCUCGAACCGCAAGUUACUUACAGAGUCUGCGUAAGAGCAUUAACAGCUUGCGGUGAAUCGGCUCCCUCCAAUUUUGUUUUCAUUCAUAAGAGGGAAGAUAAACCAAAACGACAACGAUCACUAUCUGAAAAGGAUACAAGCGGCAAUUCAGGCGGAUCAAAUCGACCCGGUAAUAGGACUAUUCCAUUAGUAAAUUCGGGACGCUUAUCAGAAGGUUCUAAACCUUCUGAAGGCCAACAACAUUCGAUUGGUAAUAUAGAAAAGAUACAGUCGAGUGAAAAAACAGUAAAGGAGGAUAGUGGAAUUUUUACUAUGCCAGUAGAAUCUUCAAAGAGGCGUCAAAUGCCUACUGAACCAAAUGUUCCUCCCGCUAAAGCAAAAUUACCUGUGGCCAUAAAUAUAACUGGAAGAAGUUCUCGAUCAUCAAAUAGUAAUGUUCCCUUUAAAACUUAUGAGAAACCAGAUGGCGGCUCUUCAUUGUCUGUUCCAGGAAUGGCCAAUAAUCAAUCAAGCCCAAUUCAGCAAUUACAUGCUUUAAGUCAGCAAAUGGAAAAAAAGAAAAUUGUCAGUAAUGUUUCACCUAAACCUUCUGAAGCGGGUCCGAAGGGUUCUAAGAGUAGGCGGGGCGAUGAUUCGCCGUCAAGAAAACCUAUUUCCAGUAAAGACGAUUGGAAGAAAGCUAAAAAACCAGAUCUUGGUGAAACUUAUACAAUAGAUCAAUCUAUAGAAUCGAAAACCGGCAAGAAACGUCCAACAUCUGCUCGACCUACAAAUGAUGCCCAGGCUCCUACACCACCGUCCAACUCACCACCUAAAGUCAGAUCCAGAUCGGUUAGCGUCGAAUCGAAGUUGUCAAAAGAAGGAAGAAGUUCUAGCUUAGAUAGAAAUUCGAACGAAAGGCGUUCGAUGAAGGACAGAUCUCGGUCAAAAUCAAGGUCAAAUAGUGUAUCACGUAUUGUUAAUUCAGGUAAAUGGAAAAGCGAAAUUAUGCAAGAGGUCGAGAAAAGGAUAAAUAAGAAGUCAAAUUGUGCUGAAUAUGAUCCAGAGCGUAAACUACCACCGUCUGCACCAAAAGAGGAGAAUAGUCCGGAAGUAUCUUGCCCCCUAAAGAGAACCGGAAGCUUGAAUGAAAGUCUUCUUAGGAAACUCCGAAGAAGAGUUGAAGAAACUGCUCAAAUGCCAACCAAUUAUUAUCCUCUUAUUGUCGAAAACAAAAAGACACUGACAAGCAGAAGUAUGGCUGUUACACAAAAUAAGCUGCGACUUAGCGCUGUAGGUCUUAAAGUUUGGUCGAGCAUCAAUAAAACAAUGUCACCGAACUAAGAAAAGAAAUCAAAGACCAUUUUCUUCCUUUAAUAUCUGUAUUGUUUAAUUGUUUUUUUUUGUUUGCUUUUUUGCCUAUUUCCGGUACAAUUAUUCAAUAUAUGUACAUAUUUAAAUAUAACCCAAAAAAAAUUGCAUUACUGAUGUACGCUGGAAUACAAAAAA